Austrofundulus limnaeus is the source of this 1031-nucleotide messenger RNA. RefSeq names its product peptidylprolyl isomerase Fb (gene ppifb). The transcript has 6 exons. The coding region runs from base 86 to 667 and encodes 193 amino acids. Gene Ontology annotation, biological process: protein folding; protein peptidyl-prolyl isomerization. NCBI's taxonomy places the organism in Eukaryota, Metazoa, Chordata, Actinopteri, Cyprinodontiformes, Rivulidae. The record is from RefSeq and is a predicted model, not a curated record. Gene Ontology annotation, cellular component: cytoplasm. Gene Ontology annotation, molecular function: cyclosporin A binding; peptidyl-prolyl cis-trans isomerase activity.
CAUGACUUCCGGACUUCCUGUGUGUGCGCGUGUGUGACUUUAGCUGACCUGAGCCGACUUGUGUGAGUGAAAUAACGCUGUCAAAAUGUUAAUUUUGUCAAACAGGAUCAAGUUUUGCUCUCUUGCGUUUAAUGCCUUGCGCCUGUGCAGCAGCGGCCCSGCAGCUGCCAUCAAAAACCCCAUUGUUUUCUUUGACAUUGCCGCGGACCACGAGCCGCUCGGCAGAAUUACUUUUGAGCUCAACGCUGAUGCCGUGCCAAAAACCGCAGAAAACUUCCGAGCGUUGUGCACAGGAGAACGUGGCUUUGGUUAUAAGGGAUCCAUUUUCCACAGGGUGAUCCCUCAGUUUAUGUGCCAGGGCGGAGACUUCACCAAUCACAAUGGAACUGGAGGGAAGUCCAUUUAUGGACACACGUUUCAGGAUGAGAACUUCAAGCUGAAGCACACCGGACCUGGUAUCUUGUCUAUGGCCAAUGCUGGACCCAACACCAAUGGAUCCCAGUUCUUCAUUUGCACCGCUAAAACUGACUGGCUGGACGGCAAGCAUGUUGUCUUUGGCAGCGUGAAGGGGGGAAUGGAAGUGGUCAAGAAAGUGGAGUCCUACGGUUCACGCUCUGGGCGACCRUCCAAAAAAAUCAUGAUCACGGACUGUGGAGAGCUCCAGUAGACAUAUUUGCAUCUGCUGUAAUCUUUACAGAAUGGUCCGGUCUACAUUCAAGGCACAGAGUACUACCUCGCUUUGGUCAGAACUGAGUAUCACUGAAAUAUAGUAAGUAGUACCCGGUACUAAAAAGUGUUGGAUUAUUUCAGGUAACAGCGUGCACUUUCAGUGUCGUGCUAAAAAAUGUGAAUUUGAGUUGUAACGUGGUGGUUUUAGGAGCAUUAUUUGGAGAUUUUUAAAAUGUACCAUUUAUUAGAAAAAAGUCACUUUGUGUACGUGAGGUUGAUUUAUGAACUUGAAUGUCAAAUGCGAUGUUUUGGUUCUGAGUCUACUGAAAUAAAACCAAUUGAGGAAAGAUUUUUAAAUACAA